Gossypium raimondii (Peruvian cotton) is the source of this 1021-nucleotide messenger RNA. Its product is annotated as DNA-directed RNA polymerases II and IV subunit 5A. The transcript is spliced from 5 exons. Gene Ontology annotation, cellular component: RNA polymerase II, core complex; RNA polymerase I complex; RNA polymerase III complex. The record is from RefSeq and is a predicted model, not a curated record. The coding region runs from base 135 to 761 and encodes 208 amino acids. NCBI's taxonomy places the organism in Eukaryota, Viridiplantae, Streptophyta, Magnoliopsida, Malvales, Malvaceae. Gene Ontology annotation, molecular function: DNA binding; DNA-directed RNA polymerase activity. Gene Ontology annotation, biological process: DNA-templated transcription.
GACCUCUCCUCAGUCUUCACAUAUCCCAGCCGCCAAACAAGCGUCUCAUCACCAUUCUAUCUCAGCUCUUCUCCUCUCUUUUGCCUUCAAGCUUCCGAAAGACCAAACCAAAGAGCAGGAAAUAAGUGAAACAAAUGUCGGUUUCUGAGGAACAAAACACGAAGCUAUUCAAAGCACGUAGAACAGUAGUGCAAAUGCUGAGGGAUAGGGGAUAUUCAGUCCCUGAUUCGGACAUUAAAAUGACAAGACAACAAUUCAUUGAGAAAUAUGGUGAGAAUGUCCAUCUCAAAAGGGAUGAUCUUUUAAUCCUUUGCAGCAAAGGAGAUGCUCCAACUGAUCAGAUUUAUGUCUUCUUUCCUGCAGAAGUAAAGGUUGGCGUUCCUAUGGUAAGAAACUGUGCAAAGCGUAUGAAAGCAGAUAAUGUUUAUAAUGCUAUUUUGGUCGUUCAAAGAGCUUUGACAGCCCCUGCAAAAGCAGCGAUAAAUGAAAUUAAUUCAUACUUCCACAUGGAAGUUUUUGAGGAGGCAGAGUUGUUGACAAAUAUCACAGAACAUAUGUUUGUCCCAAAGCACACAGUACUGACAAAUCAAGAAAAGAAGGAAUUGCUGGCAAAAUACAGGGUAAAGGAAACACAGCUACCUCGGAUUCUGGUUAGUGAUCCAGUUGCCAAAUAUUACGGUAUGAAGCGGGGACAAGUGGUGAAGAUUACUCGACAAAGUGUGACUGCUGACACGUAUGAUACAUACCGAUAUGCUGUAUGAGCUUCUUCUCUCUUUUUAGGGGUUUUGCAUACGGAUGAAGUUUCUUCUCGUUUUGGGCUACUGAAAAAAAAAACUCAUGCUCCCCAAAAUUUAUUUGGAAAAUUCCAUUAAGUUAAGAGGCAGCUGUGAUUAAUUGUGUCCAAGAAUAUAUGCGUGGUUGCUAGUCCAACUCCAAAUUUAUAGUAAAAUUGUUUUUUUACCCUCUAUAUUGUAUAACAAUAACAGUUUUUUCGUAGAAAGAAUUCCUAUAAUUUUGUUAA